Saprolegnia diclina VS20 is the source of this 1453-nucleotide messenger RNA. RefSeq lists its product as hypothetical. The transcript is spliced from 5 exons. The coding region runs from base 52 to 1413 and encodes 453 amino acids. NCBI's taxonomy places the organism in Eukaryota, Oomycota, Saprolegniomycetes, Saprolegniales, Saprolegniaceae. The record is from RefSeq and is a predicted model, not a curated record.
CGUCAGUCCCCGCUCACAACUUCCCGUGGUCCUUUUCUUCGUCCCGCUGCCAUGGCCAGCCCGAGCCUUAGCCCCGACACGGUCCAGAUCUCGAUGGCCAUUGCGCCGACGCCGGCUGGAGCUCCGCCGCCGAUGACUCAGGAGAGCCAAGACGCGCUGCUAGCGGCGCUUGCCCGCACCACCCUACGCACCUCGGAGACGCCGCCGUUGCCGACGGCCGCGGCCGCGCCCGCGUCGCCGCACUCGCUGCGCCAGCUCGAAGAAGACAUGGUGCGCUCGCUGCCGCAGUCGCCGCGCGCACGCCCGGCCUGGAAACCGUCGGUCGCCAGCGCCGCAGUCCACAACUCGCCGCGUGCAUGCACGCCGUCGGCCACGCUGCCGUCGCCCGCCGCCGCCGAAGAAAACUGCUGCCUCAUCUGCAUGGACGACUUUACAGAGCGGAGGCGGCCGUACCCGCUGCCCUGCGUCGGCGCCUGCACGGGCGCAUCCGUGCAUUACCGCUGUAUCAUGGCCUGGCUUGGGCAAUCGGGCAGCUGCCCGCUCUGUCGCGGCCCGUGCGAUCCGCUCGCAAUGGAGCCCACGCAAACACUCGACUUUACAGAUCUGAAAGCGACCGUGCUGCGCCCGGUGCCGUUGGACGCUGGCAUCGUCCGCUGCUACGUCAAGCAGGUCUACAAGGGCCUCUUCAAGCAGUACGGCUACGAGCUCUACCUGCAAGGUCGCAUUGGUACGGACGAGCCGGACCGGUUCCUCCUCGCCGCCAAGAAGCAGCUGCGCAAGAACAUGACCGCCAACUACGCGAUCUACACCACGGCCGCGUGCGAUGACGCAUCGCGCGUCGGCCGCAUGGGCUCGAACUUUCUCGGAACGGUCUUCACCCUCUACGACAAUGGCCGGGACCCGCAAAAGGUGGCCAAGAUCCAAGAUGCGACCAACGGCCAAGACGCGCUUGGGCCUGGCGACAAUGUGCUCCAGAUCCGCGAAGAGCUCGGCUGCUGCACGUACGAAGCCAACCGCACAAGCGUCGGGCCGCGCAAGAUGCGGGUGUGCAUACCGGAUGUCGACGAAGCCGGUCGGUCGAGCAAGGUUGUCCGACCUACGAACCAAAAGGACCGCAUCGUGAGCCGCAUGGGCGUCGGCGAGCUCACGGACUUGAUCAAAUUCAUCAACCGCGAGCCCGUGUUCCGGGAAGACCUUGGCGCGUACUGCCUCGACUUUGGCGGCCGCGUCUCGAUGGCGUCGGUCAAGAACUUUCAACUGAUAUCCGCCGACGACCCGGCGAUGGGCAACGUCCUCCAGUUUGGCCGCGUCGCCGAUGACAUGUUCACGAUGGACUUUCAGUGGCCGCUCUCGCCGUUCCAGGCAUUUGCGAUCUGCUUGAGCAGCUGCGACACCAAACUCGCGUGCGUCUAACGAUCGACUAAACAACUACCCUCUGCGUUCAAUUCUUCCA